Molecule: messenger RNA, 1092 nt
Organism: Nasonia vitripennis (jewel wasp)
Lineage: Eukaryota; Metazoa; Arthropoda; Insecta; Hymenoptera; Pteromalidae
Gene: MsrA
Product: peptide methionine sulfoxide reductase
Exons: 4
Coding region: 126-785 (219 amino acids)
Molecular function (GO): peptide-methionine (S)-S-oxide reductase activity
Source: RefSeq, a predicted model, not a curated record
GCGGUGGUGGGGCGGCCGGCUUUAAAAACUCGAGUUUCCCGAUAGCGAGGGAUCAGUCGAUCGCUCGCCUUCGGCCUCCAGUUGAACGUUUCUCUCGCGCAGCAGAGCAGAACAGCCAGUAGAGGAUGCCGGGCCAACUCGAGGAAGUCAGCGUCAGCAGCAAGAGGGCGACCUUCGGCAUGGGCUGCUUCUGGGCCGGGGAUUCGCUGUUCGGGGCGUGUCCCGGUGUCAUCCGCACGAGCGUCGGCUACGCCGGCGGCACCAAGGACAACCCGGCCUACAGGAGCCUGGGCGACCACACCGAGGUCAUCCACAUGGAGUACGACCCCGAGGUGAUCUCGUACUCGCAGCUGCUCGACUUGUUCUGGAACAACCACGAGUACGGCCUGACGACGAACAUCAAGAGACAGUACAUGUCGCUGAUCCUCUACCACGACGAGGAGCAGAGGCUGGCCGCCGAGAAGUCGCGCGACCACCAGCAGCGCGAGAGGAACGAAAAGUUCGUCACCGAGAUCAGCCCCUUCAACAAGUUCUACCCGGCCGAGGACUACCACCAGAAGUACCGGCUGCAGGACCACCCUUGGCUGCUGGAGAACAUCGGCGUGAAGAGCAGCGAGCACCUGCGCAGCUCGGCGCUCGCGGCCAAGCUGAACGGCUACCUGGCCGGUGCCGUCAGCCUCGAGGAGUACGAGCGCGAGGCACCGGCCCUCGGGCUCAGCGACAAGGCCAUCCAGUACGUGCGAAAGUACGUGAUCGAGAGACAGGGCAACGGGCUCUACUGCUAGCUUCUCUCAUCGCGGCCAUCGUGCCGUACGAGGCACACGGACAAUCUGCUCGCGCGCGCGCGCACCGAGGCGCAGUAUCCGACGGGAUCAGCUGCUGCCGGAAUUAUGUUAUCCGAUCUCUUUCUCGGCCGCCUUUCCCUGCCUGACGAUCUGCGAUAUUGUUUAGAUGUAUAGAAAAGAGAACGCGCUUAUAGAUAGACCUGUAGAUUUAAGUUGCGCUGCAUUUGUAUAAUAUCUCACUCGAAUAAAUUCAUUUUUAUUGUAAUUAAGUUUGUCACGGAGCAUAAUAAAAAGAUGUCAUAAUGUA